Molecule: messenger RNA, 2627 nt
Organism: Frankliniella occidentalis (western flower thrips)
Lineage: Eukaryota; Metazoa; Arthropoda; Insecta; Thysanoptera; Thripidae
Gene: mEFG1
Product: elongation factor G, mitochondrial
Exons: 14
Coding region: 123-2405 (760 amino acids)
Biological process (GO): mitochondrial translational elongation
Cellular component (GO): mitochondrion
Molecular function (GO): GTP binding; GTPase activity; translation elongation factor activity
Source: RefSeq, a predicted model, not a curated record
CCUCUCUAUCCCUCCCCCCUUUUCUUUUCUGUUUCUGCUUUUGCAGAAAGCAUGCAAACUUAGGUUAUUUCAUCAUAUUUUGGUUGUAAACGAACGUGCUUUCAGAACGUUCUGCACCUAAAAUGCUGCGGACGUUCAAGAUAGACAAACCAUUAUGGGUACUCUCUAAAUUCAAAAGGAACAUUGAUAAAACUCCAUCAUUAUGCAUGUCCAGCAAUACCAAGUUUUCCAAGCACGCCACCCUAGAAAAAAUCAGAAAUAUUGGCAUAUCAGCCCACAUUGACUCUGGAAAGACAACUUUGACUGAACGAAUUUUAUUUUAUACUGGUCGUAUUGCGCAAAUGCAUGAGGUCAAAGGAAAAGAUAAUGUCGGAGCUGUGAUGGACUCUAUGGAACUGGAAAGACAACGUGGUAUAACCAUUCAAUCUGCAGCAACAUACACACGGUGGAAAGACCACAACAUUAAUAUAAUUGAUACGCCAGGCCACGUUGACUUUACAGUUGAGGUUGAGAGAGCUUUGAGGGUACUUGAUGGUGCCAUUUUAGUACUUUGUGCUGUUGGGGGUGUUCAGAGCCAAACAUUAACUGUCAACCGCCAAAUGAAAAGAUAUAACGUCCCAUGUAUUGGGUUCAUUAACAAAUUAGAUCGUAUGGGGGCAGAUCCUCUACAUGUUUUGAAUCAAUUGAGGUCUAAGUUACAGCACAAUGCUGCUUUUCUGCAACUGCCUAUUGGUGCAGAGGGUGAAACCAAAGGAAUCAUUGAUUUAAUUCAAAAUAAAGCUUUGUAUUUUGAAGGCCAAUUUGGAGAAACUGUGAGAGAAGAUGAAAUUCCGGCUGAUCUUCGCAGUAUGUCUGAAGAAUUCAGACAGGAAUUAAUUGAACAUGUGUCCAACGUUGAUGAAAAAUUAGGAGAAAUGUUUUUGGAGGAGAAAAAGCCAUCAGAAGAAGAUAUUAAACAAGCUAUUAGAAGAUCUUGUCUGAAAAGAAUUUUCACUCCAGUAUUAGUUGGUACAGCUCUGAAAAACAAGGGAGUGCAACCUCUUCUGGAUGCUGUGCUUGAUUAUUUGCCUAAUCCUGGUGAAGUUGAAAAUCUUGCUUUUCUUCAAAAGGAAGUGAAGAAGAAGGAUGAAACACCAGAAACAGUUAAAGUUGUUUUAAGCCCUGAGCGUAGUGACAAAAACCCCUUUGUUGCUCUUGCAUUUAAACUUGAAGCUGGCAAAUUUGGACAAUUGACGUACAUGCGGUGCUACCAAGGAAAGCUUACGAAGGGUGAAACAAUCUACAAUGUCCGAAGUGCAAAGCGGGUCCGUGUCUCACGCUUGGUUCGAUUGCAUUCAAGUGAGAUGGAAGAAGUUAAUGAAGUUUUUGCUGGAGAUAUUUUUGCCCUCUUCGGUGUUGAUUGCGCAAGUGGAGACACAUUUGUUGUAGACAGCAAAUUGAAAAUGUCCAUGGAAUCAAUGCAUGUACCAGACCCUGUUAUUUCCAUGUCCAUCAAAGCAGCCUCUUCUACUCUCACAGACCAAAUGUCAAAGGCUAUUUCCCGAUUCACUAAAGAGGAUCCUACUUUCCAUUAUAGUUAUGAUGUUGACAAUAAGGAAUCAAUUGUUUCGGGAAUGGGUGAGCUUCACUUAGAAAUUUAUGCCCAGAGAAUGGAACGUGAGUACAACUGCCCAGUUAUCUUGGGUAAGCCUAAAGUAUCCUUUAGAGAGACAUUAGUAGCCCCAUAUGAAUUUGAUUACUUGCACAAAAGACAAAGUGGAGGUGCUGGUCAGUAUGCCAAGGUGAUUGGUUGGUUAGAGCCACUUCCACCAGAAAAAAAUACACUGAUAGAAUUUGUGGAUGAGACUACUGGCACUAAUGUUCCAAAACAAUUUAUUCCUGGUAUCCAGAAGGGUUUGCAUGAAGCUGCUCAAAAAGGACCAUUGACUGGACAUCAGUUGUCUGGUAUAAAAAUGCGUUUGCUUGAUGGUGCACAUCAUAUUGUGGACUCAAGUGAAUAUGCGUUUAAUCUUGCAGCACAGGGGGCUCUCCAGGAUGCUUUUGAAUUAGGUUCCUGGAAGCUGUUGGAACCUAUCAUGAGUGUAGAAGUGUCCUUACCUAUUGAAUUCCAAGGAGCAAUAAUGGGCAUUGUUUCCAGAAGGAAAGGAAUUGUUGCAGGAAGUGAGGGAAAGGAAGGUUGGAUAACCCUUCAAGCAGAGGUUCCUUUAAAUAACAUGUUUGGAUUUGUUGGGGAACUAAGGUCUUUAACUCAAGGCAAAGGAGAAUACAGUAUGGAAUAUUCACGUUAUUCGCCAGUUGAACCUGAGGUUGAAGAGCAGUUAGUCCGAGAGUACCAAAUUAAAAUGGGAUUAAUAUCAGAAAAGGAUUUAGCUAAAGAAAAAGCAAAGAAAAAGGGCAGAAAGUGAAGGAAGUUAAUUUAGAGGAACUUAUCUGUGUCAAAACCUUAAGUCUGCAGCGCUAAAACAUCUUGUUUAAAGCUAUUAAUGGACUUUCUCUUGUGAGUUAGUUCUAUAACUGACUACAUUAGAGUUAAAAUAAUUCGCCAGAAGGCAGAAAACUACCAAAAAACUGUGAUUUAUACCAGUAAGGAGUGUUGUCAACUGUAAUAUUAAACAUCCUGAUCUACA